Messenger RNA from Lathyrus sativus (Indian pea), 768 nucleotides. The record is from the annotation of a GenBank genome assembly. Lineage: Eukaryota; Viridiplantae; Streptophyta; Magnoliopsida; Fabales; Fabaceae.
AUGGCCGUCGUUGGUGUUCUCGCUUUACAGGGAUCUUUCAACGAACACAUAGCAGCUCUCAGAAGAUUAGGUGUUAAAGGUGUUGAAAUUCGAAAACCUGAACAGCUUCUCACUGUUAAUUCUUUAAUCAUCCCUGGUGGUGAAAGCACCACCAUGGCCAAACUCGCUGAGGCUUUCAACCUGUUUCCGGCUCUGCGAGAGUUUGUGCAAAUGGGAAAGCCAGUUUGGGGAACCUGUGCAGGACUAAUUUUCCUGGCUAAUAAAGCUACAGGACAGAAGACUGGUGGACAAGAACUUGUUGGUGGACUUGAUUGUACUGUACACAGAAAUUUCUUUGGCAGCCAGAUUCAAAGCUUUGAGACAGAGCUUCUAGUACCAGAGCUCGUGUCCGAGGAAGGUGGUCCUGAAACAUUUCGUGGAGUUUUUAUUCGUGCCCCAGGAAUUCUUAAUGUAGGGCCAGAUGUUCAAGUCCUAGCUGAUUAUCCUGUACCUUCUGACAAAGUACCGAGUUCUGAUUCCUCUGUUGAAGGCAAAAAGGAGAAUGCUGAAGAAGGCAGCAAAGUUAUAGUUGCUGUGAGACAAGGGAACAUUCUGGCUACUGCAUUUCAUCCUGAAUUGACAGCCGAUACUCGAUGGCAUAGUUAUUUCUUAAAGAUGGGAAGUUUGGUUGGAAAAGAAGCCUCAAGUAGCAUUGUUCCAGAACAAGUCACACAAGUCAGUACAAGUUUUAAGCAACCACCACUGCACGAUCUUCCUAUCUUUCAGUAA